Messenger RNA from Oncorhynchus masou masou (cherry salmon), 10279 nucleotides. RefSeq names its product 1-phosphatidylinositol 4,5-bisphosphate phosphodiesterase beta-4-like. The transcript is spliced from 40 exons. The coding region runs from base 265 to 3981 and encodes 1238 amino acids. Gene Ontology annotation, molecular function: calcium ion binding; phosphatidylinositol-4,5-bisphosphate phospholipase C activity. NCBI's taxonomy places the organism in Eukaryota, Metazoa, Chordata, Actinopteri, Salmoniformes, Salmonidae. The record is from RefSeq and is a predicted model, not a curated record. Gene Ontology annotation, biological process: phosphatidylinositol-mediated signaling; release of sequestered calcium ion into cytosol; lipid metabolic process.
GAGAGAGAUAGUUUGAGAGGAACAGAGAGAGGGCGGGAGAUACAGCACAGCAGCUGUAAAAAGCAGAGAAAAUCCCGGUCCAGCCUCUGCAAGCAUCAUUUCUCACAUCGGAUUGUAUCCGUUCUCGUCGCAACCAAUUUACGCCAAGAUUAUGAGUUUCACCCACUGAAGUUACUUCAUGUUGAACUGACCGUGGUCCAGUGCCCUCCACUGUGCCGCCUCCUCCCAGUUCAGAGCCCUUCCGUCUGUCCGGUGUAAGCAGCCAUGACUAAGUCCUAUGAGUUUAACUGGCAGAAGCACCUGCCUGGCUUCAUGCAGGAAGGAGCCUCAUUCGACAGGUUUGACGAGGACCCGUUUCUGUUUGAGCCCAACUGUCUGGUCAAAGUGGACGAGUUUGGCUUCUUCAUCACGUGGAAGAGCGACGGAAAGGAGGGCCAGGUUCUAGAAUGUUCUCUGAUCAACAGUAUUCGAGUCGGAGCCGUUCCAAGGGACCCUAAGAUCCUGUCUUUGUUGGAGGCAGCGGGGAAGAAGGAGGAGGAGCUGGAGGGAUGUGUCAUCUGCGUUUGCAGCGGCACCGACCUUGUCAACCUGUCCUUCAUGUACAUGGUGGCUGACAGCCCAGACACUGCUAGGAAGUGGACAGAGGGUUUGAGGUCAGUGAUCCACAACUUCAGAGCCAAUAACGUCUGUCCUAUGACCUGCCUCAAGAAACAUUGGAUGAGGAUGUGCUUUCUGACCAAUGUGAACGGCAAGAUCCCAGUGAGAACCAUCACACGGACGUUUGCGUCUGGGAAAACAGAGAGAGGAAUCUUUCAGGCUCUGAAGGAACUGGGUCUGCCUAGUGGAAAGAGCGAGGAGAUAGAAGACUCAGCCUUCCCCUUUGACAUCUUCUACGCCCUGACUCAGAAGAUCUGCCCUCGUACAGACAUCCAGGAACUCUUCAACAAAAUCAAUGGGGACAAAAGUGAUUUUUUAAACGUAGACCAGUUAGUCAGCUUUCUGAAUGAAAAUCAGCGCGACCCGCGGCUAAACGAGAUCCUGUUCCCAUUCUACGACCCGAAACGAGCCAUGCAGAUCAUCGAGAAGUACGAAAGAGACCCAGACCUCAAGAAGAAAGGCCGUAUGUCCAGCGAUGGCUUCUGCAGGUACCUGAUGUCAGACGAGAAUGCCCCAGUGUUCCUGGACUGUCUGGAGCUCUACCAGGACAUGGAGCAGCCGCUGGCCCACUACUUCAUCGCCUCCUCCCACAACACCUACCUGACCGGGAGGCAGUUCGGAGGAAAGUCCUCUGUCGAGAUGUACAGACAGGUGCUGCUCUCCGGCUGCAGGUGUGUAGAACUGGACUGCUGGGAUGGAAAAGGAGAAGACCAGGAGCCUAUCAUCACUCAUGGCAAGGCCAUGUGUACUGACAUCCUCUUUAAGGAUGUGAUCUCAGCCAUCAGAGAAACAGCCUUUGUGACAUCUGAGUAUCCUGUGAUCCUGUCAUUUGAAAACCACUGCAGUAAACCCCAGCAGUACAAGAUGGCUCGGUACUGUGAGGAGAUCUUUGGAGACUACCUACUGAGGCAUCCUCUCGAGGGAUACACUGUUGAAGCGGGUCGUCCCUUGCCUUCUCCCAUCGACCUCAAACGCAAAAUCCUCAUCAAAAACAAACGCUUGAAACCUGAGGUGGAACAGAAGCAGUUAGAGUCCUUUAAGAAGCACAUGGAGGCUGGAGAGACCAACACACCAGCUAUCUUACUGGGAGCAGAGACAGAGGAAGAUGUGGAGAAUGCUCUAGGUGAUGUGAAGGAGGUGAACCCUGACUUGAAGAUCAGUACAUCAGAGGAGCCUAGUGAAGACAACAGCCUCAGCACCAGUGUCAGUGUGAAGAAAGAAGGAGAGGAGAGGGACAACAGCAUCAAAAAGGUUGUGGAGGAGGAUCCGACAGAGAUGUCUGAGGCCACAGAAGCUACAGACGCCACAGACAUCUCUGAGGCUUCUGAGGAUAACAACAUCAAGAAGACUGGCGAGACGACGGAUGACGAGGAGGCUCUGAUAGCCUCGUACACGUACGUAGGAGCCACCACCAACAUCCACCCCUACCUCUCUGCCAUGGUCAACUACGCACAGCCAGUCAAGUUCCAGAGCUUCGACGUCGCAGAAGAGAGGAACAUCCACCACAACAUGUCGUCAUUUAAUGAGUCAGUGGGUUUGGGUUAUCUAAAGACCAACGCCAUCGAGUUUGUCAACUACAACAAGCGUCAGAUGAGUCGGAUCUAUCCUAAAGGAGGCAGGGUGGACUCCAGUAAUUACAUGCCUCAGAUCUUCUGGAACGCAGGCUGCCAGAUGGUCUCCCUUAACUACCAGACCCCAGAUCUGGCCAUGCAGUUGAACCAGGGAAAGUAUGAGUACAACGGAUCCUGUGGGUAUCUGUUGAAGCCAGACUUCAUGCGUCGCUCAGACAGGAUGUUUGACCCCUUCUCAGAGACACCUGUGGACGGGGUUAUUGCUGCUACCUGCAGUGUACAGGUGUUUUCUGGUCAGUUCCUGUCUGAUAAGAAGAUUGGGACCUACGUAGAGGUGGACAUGUAUGGGUUGCCCACGGAUACCAUCCGCAAAGAGUUCCGCACCCGCAUGGUGAUGAACAACGGCCUGAACCCCGCCUACAACGAAGAACCUUUUGUCUUCAGGAAGGUGAUUCUGCCAGACCUGGCUGUGCUGCGUCUUGCUGUGUAUGAUGACAAUAAUAAGCUGAUAGGUCAGAGGAUUCUACCAUUGGAGGGUCUACAGGCAGGAUACAGACACAUCUCUUUACGCAACGAAGGGAACAAGCCUCUGUCUUUACCCACCAUUUUCUGUAACAUAGUACUUAAGACCUACGUACCCGAAGGCUUCGGAGCCAUCGUGGACGCCCUGUCAGACCCCAAAAAGUUCCUGUCCAUAGCAGAGAAAAGAGCGGACCAGAUGAGAGCUCUGGGGAUUGAAACGAGCGACAUAGCAGAUGUGCCAAAUGAGAGUUCGAAGAACGACAAGAAAGGGAAGGUAAACGCCAACGUGAAGACCAACUUGACGCCACAGACCAGCUCAGACCCGGCUCAGUCUUCUACUUCUGCCCAGAACAACACCACUGACACCAAGAAGGAUAUAAAUGCACUGGUGCCUCAUGUGAAUAUUGAUGACUUGAAACAGAUGAAGGCGUACCUUAAACUGAUUAAAAAGCAGCAGAAAGAGCUGAACUUUUUAAAGAAGAAGCACGCAAAGGACCGCACCAUCAUGCAGAAGUGCCACUGCACCCAGGUGGACAAGAUGAUUUCUCAGCACGACAAGGAGAAGCUGACACAGGACAAACUGCUGGAGAAGGCCAUCAAGAAACGAGGAGAAAACAACUGUCUGGAGUUGAAGAAGGAGACUGAGAGUAAAGUAGAGAAACUGAACACUGACCACAAAGCUAAGGUGAAGGACAUUACAGCCCAGCACACUAAGGAAUGGUCAGAGAUGAUCAACUCCCACAGCAUUGUAGAGCAGGAUAUGAAGGACAUCCACGUGGUCCAGCAGUGUGAACAGCUCAAGAAACUACUGAGUGGAGUCCAGGAACAACAGACUCUUUCGCUCAAAUUGAUUCACGAACGGCAGAGCAAGGAGAUGCGGGCCAACCAGGCCAAGACCUCCAUGGAGAACAGCAAGGCCAUCAGCCAGGACAAGACCAUCAAAAACAAGGCAGAGAGGGAGAGGAGAGUUAGAGAGUUGAACAGCAGCAACACCAAAAAGUUCCUGGAAGAAAGGAAAAGGUUGGCUAUGAAGCACCAGAAGGAGAUGGAGACGCUGGAGAAGUCUCAGAAAGAACAGCUAGAGAAACUGGACAAGUUCAAUGAGCAGCUUUUGAAAUCACAUCAUGCCAGUAAACAGUGUCAAGGCCAAAGACAUCCAGCAGAUGGUGAAGCUGGAGGAGGAGAUGGACCGCAAACCAGCCACAGUGGUUUAACCACUCCCACCAACUGAGACACACACACAGACACACACACAUAUACACUGCCCAGACCAGCCACAUUAGUUUAACCACUUCCACCAACUGAGACAGACACACACACACUCUGCCCAGACCAGCCACAGUGGUCUGAACACCCCCACCAACACCUAAGACACACACAAACACCCACACAGGCACCGAAUGCUCCCUCAAACAACUGUCGCAGAGACCCAGAAACACUCACACACCCCACUACACACACCCCCUAGAUCCCCCGUUUCAUUUCCUCACCCUGCAAUAUUGUCAUAGCUCAUAUCCUCUAUCCCUCUAAAUCUCCCUCAUCAAUGAACCACACCCACACACAGUCAGUCCCCCCCUCCAACUCCCCUGUGCUGUGGAGCCAUUGGUGCAGACCGGUGAUUGACAGUAAGAUGAGCGAAUGCUGUUUGAAGGUGGGUGGGACAUCCAAAACAUUGAGAGACACAUCCCACCUUCACCGUUCCAUUUCUCCACCACUCUACUACACCCGGAUCUGCUUUUUAUAAUCCUCCAUCCAUCUUUUUAAUCUGUUUUUAAUGGAAGCAAUGUUUGCAGAUAUCAAUAGUCACUGUACACAUACACAAAGACACUGAUACACAUACACACAAUCGUUAUCACGUCUGUUCUUUCGGUUGUCAUGACGGCUUAAAUCAUGUUUUCUGUUCAAACUCUUGUAAUACUUUUAUUUUGUAUUUUUAAUGGUACCAGGUAUCAAUAACAGGACCAGAAUAUGGAGGGGGAAAAUACGGAUGUAUUAGUUAUACAUUUUAUGUCAGCACAAAAUAUGUAAAUUAUGCUGUAUGCUACACAAGAGUUGAAGUAAUGUCCUGAGCACUUUAUAUGUGGUAGGCAUAAUGUGGUAGGCAUAAUGUGGUAGGCAUAAUGUGGUAGGCAUAAUGUGGUAGGCUAUCAUAACCCAAGUGAAAGAUUUCUCUGUUUUGAUGUGAAUGUAAACUGAAAAAGGACAAAACGUUGGAUGAGCGCUGUUCGGAGAAAACUAAGCCCAACGUCAGGUAGUCCUAAACACUGCAGCUUGUCCUUCACGCAUAGUUUUGUUUUAUCAAGGGAUAUCUACGAAUUUUUCUCAACUAAAAAAAUAUACAAAAGGCUAAACCAGAGACUGAUUUUGAUUCUUUCACACCGACAGAAGUGUAUAUAGGGAGUGUGGAUGUGUAGACCAGUGUUCUUUCACUGGCCUGUCUUGUAUGACACCGUGUUAGAUUCAGAAAUUACCAGUUAAUGUAUUGUAUGUGUCAAAUGGCAUAAAGAAGACAAUCAUUUUUUAAUUUAAUUUUUUUAAUUUAGCAUUCAUUUUGACAUGGAGAUAUAUAUUUAUAUACAUAUACAGUGCAUUCAGAAAGUAUUCAGACCCCUUCCCUUUUUCCACAUUUUGUUACAUUACAGCCUUAUUUUAAAAUGGAUUAAAUAGAAAAUGACAAAGCAAAAAAAUCUUAUAUGCUAUGACACUUAAAAUUGAUCUCAGGUGCAUCUUGAUUCCAUUGAUCAUCCUUGAGAUGUUUCUACAACUUGAUUGGAGUCCACCUGUGGUAAAUUCAAUUGAUUGGACAUGAUUUGGAAAGGCACACACCUGUCUAUAUAAAGUCCCACAGUUAACAGGGCAUGUCAGAGUGAAAACCAAGCCAUGAGGUUCAAGGAAUUGUCCGUGGAGCUCCAAGACAGGAUUGUGUCGAGGCACAGAUCUGGGGAAGGGUACCAAAACAUGUCUGCAGCAUUGAAGGUCCCCACGAACACAGUGGCCUCCAUCAUUCUUAAAUAGAAGUUUGGAACCACCAAGACUCUUCCUAGAGCUGGCUGCCCGGCCAAACUGAGAAAUUGGGGGAGAAGGGCCUUGGUCAGGGAGGUGACCAAGAACCCGAUGGUCACGCUGACAGAGCUCUAGAGUUCCUUUCUGGAGAUGGGAGAACCUUCCAGAAGGACAACCAUGUAUGCAGCACUCCACCAAUCAGGCCUUUAUGGUAGAGAUGCCAGGCGGAAGCCACUCCUCAGUAAAAGGCACAUAACAUGACUGGGAGACUAGUCAGGAUUGAGGGAAAGAUGAACGGAGCAAAGUACAGAGAGAUUCUUGAUGAAAACCUGCUCCAGAGAACACAGGACCUCAGGCUGGGGUAAAGGUUCACCUUCCAACAGGACAAAACCCCUAAGCACACAGCCAAGACAACGCAGGAAGUCUCUGAAUGUACUUGAGUGGCCCAGCCAGAGCCCGGACUUGAACCUGAUUGAACAUCUCUGAAGAGACCUGAAAAUAGCUGUGCAGCGAUGCUCCCCAUCCAACCUGACAGAGCUUGAGAGGAUCUGCAGAGAAGAAUGGGAGAAAUUACCCAAAUACAGGUGUGCCAAGCUUGUAGCGUCAUACCCAAGAUGCCUCGAGGCUGUAAUCGCUACCGAAGGUACUGAGUAAAUGGUCUGAAUACUUUUUAUUUUUAAUACAUUUGCCAAAAAAUAAAGUAAACUUGUUUUUGCUUUAUCAUUAUGGGGUAUUGUGUGUAGAUUGAUGAGGGGGGAAACGAUUUAAUCAAUUUUAGAAUAGGGCUGUAAUGUAACAAAAUGUGGAAAAGUCAAGGGCUCUGAAUACUUUCCAAAUGCACUGUAUAUACACUACAUGUCAAAAGUUUGGACACAGCUACUCAUUCCAGAGUUAUUCUUUAUUUUCCACAAUCACCUGACCUCAGCCCGAUCAAACCGAUGGUUUGGGAUGAGUUGGACCGCAGAGUGAAGGAAAAGCAGCCAACAAGUGCAUAUGUGGGAACUCCUUCAAGACUGUUGGAAAAGCAUUCCAGAUUAAGCUGGUUGAGAGAAUGCCAAGACUGUGCAGAGCUGUCAAGGAAAAGGGUGGCAAUUUGAAGAAUCUCAAAUAUAAAAUAUAUUUUGAUUUGUUUAACACUUUUUUGGUUACUACAUGAUUCCAUAUGUGUUGUUUCAUAGUUUUGAUGUCUUAACUAUUAUUCUACAAUGUAGAAAAUAGUAAAAAAUAAAGAAAAACCCUUGAAUGAGUCAGUGUGUCAAAACAUACAGUACAAUGAGUUUUCAUACAGAUGUAGAAUCUUAAUGUGAGCCAGUUUGCUACAGCAGUUAGCAAUCCUGUUGCAACAGAAAAUGUGGAUUAUAAUUUUUGGUCAUUUUUGUAGGGAUUGACCAUUUUUUUUCACAAGGGAAAAUCAAGUCUGAAAUUUCAAAGUGGAAAUUACAAACAUCAGAAGCUUUUUCAAAUACACUACACGUUUUACAUUUCCUGCAUUGCACGGAAUAUCUCCUGCAACAGGGUGAUCAAAUUAAGAUCCUACAUCUGUAGGAUCUUGAGAACUCGUUUGUUGUUUUUUCUGGAUUUUAGAGACAGCAGGGAUAGAUUUACCAGGGGUUGAUAGCUCUCGGUCUCAGCUAUGACGCAUUGGAAUUAGAAUGAAGUUGCCCAUAACCUCUGGUCUGGGGUCAGAUAUAAUUUCAUCCCAUUUAUGAUCAAGGUUAAAGGGGGGGGGGGGGGUAAUCUGAUUUUAGAUCUGUGGUUAUGGGUAGUUUAACUUCUGCCUGCAAUACUGUAUGAAUGUGACGCAAAAUUACGACAUACUUCCGGGGUCAGUCCCCUAAAUCCUUUGAAUGGGCUUUACGAUUAUGUCAUGAAAUUCAGGAAAACGCACUCAUUUAAGAUAUAUAUCAAAAUUUAGUUUUGUUUUUAGAUGAAUUUACUUCUACCAGAUCCCUUUUAUGAAGUUUUCGCACUGAAGACCAUUGCGCUACGUAUUUGCCCAUUGAAAACCAUUCCAACAACUAGUUCUAAGUUCUAAAACUACAAUGCUACUUGCCGCGACACUUUCAUAGGGUAUGACUAUGGAACGCCGUUUGGGACUUUGCGUACAAAAAAAAUAUACACGUCAAAUAACACCGUUUAAUUGUAGAAUGUUGUGUUGGACCGCAACUUCUGUGGUAGUUAGCUAGCUUUAGCUUGGUACCUAGCGAGCACCAAUACAACCAGCCUGAAAACAAUGACUAGUAGAAACUGCAGUUAUUUUCCUUAUUCUUAGAAAUUAUUUCGGAAUCCGUGUGAGUAAGUAUUAGCUAGGUAGCCUCUUGUUGUUCGCCUAUUGAAAUUGAACUUCAGUUCAUGAAAAUAAAUAGUUAGCCAGCUACUAAACCCUGUUGCCCAAAGCUAACGGUAUAAGCAGCCAGCUAGCUUCAUUAGGCUCGACGUACCGGUUUAUAUGUUGAAACUAGCCACAAUAAGAAUUAGGCACAAUAUUUAAUUUGCGAUUUGUCUUCAAAAGAAAAGUACCUAUUUGAACGUGAUGCAGAAGGUGACAAUGGGUGGAAUCAUGCCAUAUUUAGACUAGAUAAUGUUAAUAAACAAGGUUGGAAUAUGAAGCAAUGAAAUGGGGUAUAUGUCUACUCAGUGACACCCACAGAAUACUACUGUGAAGAGUUUAUGAAAAUAUUAGCACUGUAGCUUGGGACUGUGACAGUGUGAAAUCACCUACCCUGUCAGCCCAUUGUGUGUAUUGACAUUCAUAUUGCAGUGUAUAGCUUUACCUAAGGAUUGGGGCUCAAUGAAGUAUCAGUUUUCUCAAUACCCAAGAUAUUAAUUCCCAAUGACCUCCUCAGAGUUAUCAAACUCAAACAUCCACACAGUAUUGUUUUUCUUCUGGAAUGGUGUCCCAAUACACAUGGGUUGACAAUAAAUGUGGCUCAAUUCACAGUUGUUUCAGAGUCCCACAAUAAGAGAUACGAUGCUAAUGUUCUCUGGGUGUCAAAUUAUUGUCUUUUGUUGAUUUUAUAUAACAUUCCAACCUCGUUUAGCAUGAUCUAUUCAAUUAUGGCAUAAUUCUACUAUUUGUAUUCAUUUGCAUCACUGUCAAUUACAUACUUUUAUUUUGAAGGCUAACAGCAAAGUCCACUAUUGUGACUAAUCCUUAUUGUGUCUAGCUUCACAUAGAUGGGUCCGAACACCAUUAAUCAAAUAAGAAGUGUCUUAUAAAUUAGGGUUAUUUUAGAUGAUGACACCAAGCUAUAUAGUUAGCUAUAUAGAUACUGAAACAGAUUACGUCAUUUUGCUAUGUUUUUGGGGAAGAACAUUGUUUGCAUUCAUGAGCUUGCUAGCUUUUUUUUAUGACCAUCACUGUAGGUGCGCGAGACAAGUUCACCAGCAUCAUAGCAUGCGUAUCGAUGAACCAUUGUGACAUAUGAAAUACGAGUGAUAGUGUAAUCAAUGUAUGAACGCGUUAAAUUAUAAUAUGACGUGCAGUCAUAUUCAGGUCAUGAUUGGUCAAAAAGCUUAUUUGAUGUGUAUCUUUUUUGACACGCAAAGACCCAAACGGCGUUCCAUAUAUGACGGUGUUGGACAGGUGAACGUUUUAGUUAGAGAGAUGCAUUGUGGGAUUGUUUUUAUAAAGAAAUCAUGGCUACUGUAGUUUGUGUGUACUUACAGACAGACAACUGUGUGGUCAGGUGUAUACUGCAUGGCAUUGCACUCACAAAGAUCGACCAAAACGGCCAAUGCAUACACCCUGAGUGACAACAACCGCUUCUUUUAAACUUUGUUUCUGCUGUUGUUCACCCAAAUAGUCUACAGAGAAUAUUAUAUAUAUUGGAAUGUAUGUAGGUAAUAACCUAAAUGUGUUCACUGGUGACCCUGGUCAAUCAAUGGCUGGGAAAUACAAUUAUCAACCACUGGGUUCCUUUCUUUCUGUUUCUUUCUUCUUUUCUGUUUCAAAUCCUCUUUCUCUCUCUCUCUCUAGCACCUCACACGAUUAACAAAUUAAUGCUCUCACCACAUGUCUUGUGCAGAAUUAUAAGUUGUUUUUUUUAAGUGCUUUUAAAUUGUAUUCCUUUGCUUUCAAAUGGGCCUCUCAAUGUCUGCUAGGACAUUUACAUUAUUUUACAAAUGAUAAAUCCCAAAAUAAGGGGUUAUUUAUAUAAAGGUAUAUAAAUAAAUAUACAAAUAAUAUAUAUAUAUAAUAUAUUAAAUAUAGUGUGUAGUUUAAGACUAUAUUGUGUUUGUUAGAGCUUUUGCACUAGUUGAAUGUUUCUGUUAUAUGUGAAUAUGUAACCUUUGCUCUCUAGUUUGUUGACAAAGCAGAUUAUGUUUGCAAGAAUAAUUUCACUUUUGAUUUCCUUUUCAAUUUGUAUAUCCUCUUUUUAGCUUGUCAACGUACGGAUCAUCAUGUUAGUGUUUUUGUAUUUAUAUUGUACUGUCGAGCUUCAAGCAAUGAAAAUACUGUUGUUGCCGUGCUCCCUUAAUAAUGUUUUCUAGUAUGUGUACCAAUAAACUAUACAGGUGUAAAA